UUUCUAAAUACUUCUGGGUGUUAUCUAAGUAUUAUAAGAAUAUAAGUAAGAAUGUAAGUCAGGAAUCAGUUUCACACGAACAUUUGGAAAAGUGACUUUUAUACUGUAAAAACACAGCUGUUUUGACUGUUUAGAGACUACAACAACCAUGUUAUUGGCAGAAGCUGCGUGUUUGUUUACGGGUGUCAUCCUGUACAUAUCAGGUGUUCAGGGUCGAGUACACCGCAUCUGUGCCUUAAAUGGUUCAUCAGUGGAUCUGCCCUGCUCAACUGAACAUCCCAGUGCAAGCAUAAACUUGUACACCGUACACUGGGAUGGCUCCACGUUUGUUGUGACUGACUUGUCUGGAGAUGGAAAUUCUGCAACUUACAUUGCUGGAAAGCGUAAAGCCACUGUAACGAUGAAUGAUCUAAGAGAGAGUGAUUCAAAUUUUUACUGCUGCGGAAAUAUAACUGACAAAGCAGCACACUGCUGGAGCCAUAGAGUAGAGCUUAACGUUACAGACCUGCAGGUAAAGGUGAUUCCUGCCACAGAGGGACAGACAGUAACACUGAUGUGUAGCACCAGCUGUCCUCUGACUGAAACCCCUGCAGCCUACAUCUGGUACAAGAACGGAGAGUUUCUCUAUGAGGACUGGUCUCCCUGGUACCAACAGCUGGUCAGCAGUGAGGAAGCAGUCAGAUACUCCUGUGCUAUCAAAGGCUACGAGGAUCUCAGAGCCCCUGAAGUCUCAGUGGAUUCUGUCACAUCAACCUGCUUUACUGUGACCUAUGCUAAAGGGAGAAUGUGUUCUUAUAAGCAGACAUCAGAGGAUGGAUCCUGCUCCAUCACAUAUCCAACAGAGGUAUAUGUUCAAAAGACUCCCGCAGAGAGCCCUGUCACACUGACCUGUCGCACCAGCUGUCCUCUGACUGACUCCCAAGCUGCCGAUCGGUGGUACCGGACUCAACAGUUUCCUGUUUCCAGCUCCUUUGUCGAAAGCUUCUCCUGUGCUGUAAAAGACCACGACGGUCUGCUCUCUGCUGAAGUCUGUGUUCAGGGACAAACAAACAUCAUCUGUGCCUUAAAAGGUUCAUCAGUGGAUCUGCCCUGCUCAGCUGAACAUCCCACUUCAAUGGUAAAAUGGUACACUGUACACCAGAACGACUCCAGUCAUGAGCUGUCUCCAAAAGGAAAUCGUGUAACAUACAACAUGAUUGAGGGUAGUAACUACACUCUAACAAUCAAUGAUCUGAGAGAGAGUGAUGCAAACUUUUACUGCUGCAGAGAGAAUACUGACCAACCACAACUCUGGCGCAAUGGAACAAAGCUCCAUGUUGCAGACCUGCAGGUAAAGGUGAUUCCUGCCACAGAGGGACAGACAGUAACACUGAUGUGUAGCACCAGCUGUCCUCUGACUGAAACCCCUGCAGCCUACAUCUGGUACAAGAACGGAGAGUUCCUCUAUCAGGACUGGUCUCCCUGGUACCAACAGCUGGUCAGCAGUGAGGAAGCAGUCAGAUACUCCUGUGCUAUCAAAGGCUACGAGGAUCUCAGAGCCCCUGAAGUCUCAGUGGAUUCUGUCACAUCAACCUGCUUUACUGUGACCUAUGCUAAAGGGAAAAUGUGUUCUUAUAAGCAGACAUCAGAGGAUGAGCCCUGCUCCAUCACAUAUCCAACAGAAGUACAUGUUCAAAAGACCAAGUUGAAGAGCCAUACUAUACUGACUUGUAACACCAGCUGUCCUAUGGCUGACCCUCAUACUGCCUAUAGGUGGUACUGGAACAGAGUGUUAAACAGUCACUGUGAGAAUCAAGAUAUUACACUUUUCCGGUCUAAUUCUGAGAUCUACUCCUGUGCAGUAAAAGGCCAUGAAGAUCUGCACUCUGGUGAAGAUUGUGUUGAUGAUGAGAACUGCUGGAGUGUGAAUUAUGUCAACAGGAGAAUCUGUGCUCUACAAGGCUCUUCAGUGGACAUUACAAGUGAAUAUUCUUAUCCCAAAAACCAGCUGCCACAGUCUACAUCUUGGUAUAUUAAAAAAAGAAGUAAUGAGGAUGCUGAUGAGCUGAUUGAUGUGAAGUAUUAUGAUAACUUGAAGAUUCCUCACAUCCUGAGUAUCAAUAACCUGAAGAAGAAUGACUCAGCAGAAUACACAUUCAGACUCCAGCAAAUUAACCAACAAUUGGAACAGUCUGAGUUGGCUGGAGUGACUUUAGUUGUCACAGGUCUGGAAGUGAUGUUUACUCCUGCUGCAGUGAUGACAGAGUUUCAGAGAGUCACACUGACCUGCAGUACCAGCUGUCCUCUGACUGACGACAUAAAAUUCAUCUGGUACCUGAAUGGUCGACCUCUGACCCUGCCAGAGAACCAGAACAAACACCUGGUUCUAGACCCAGUCAGGUGUCACCAUGCAGGAAACUACUCCUGUGCUGUAGAAACCCACAACAACAUCAGCUCCCCCAUAGAAACUCUCACUGUCAAUGUUGUAAAGGAAAUAGGAAAACUGAAUGCAGUAAAAUUGGUUCUUUUGUCAGUGACCCCACUUGCUGUAUUUCUCCUCUACCUGAUCAUGAGACGAAUAAAGUCCAGUAAGAAGAAAACUCUGACCUCCGCUGCUGAGCCAAGUGACAAAACGUCAACUGGCCAGAUGGACCCCCUGUAUGACAGCCUCGCACUUGUGGACAUGAAUCCUGCAGCACAGACAGAAGCAGCAGCAGCGCAGCAAGAAGACACUGUGUGAAUACCAGCUUAGAUAUAUGUGAUAAAAUGUCUGUCUUGAUCAUUUAUAUUCAAGUUGGCAAGACAAGAUUUGAGCACUGCAAAGGCACCUCUAACAUCAGAGUGCGUGAUUCAGCCAAUCCUGAUAACACAAAAAGAUAUGAACAUUUAUCCGUAUAUCUGCUUCUCGCCUUAGCAAUCACUGUGGGUUGGCUCUUGUCUAAGUCACACAUCCGUUGUUGAAGGCCUAAUGCGUGUUAAUAAUGCUGAUGUUGGUCAGAUGCUCUAGUUAAUUUCCUGGGAAACAAAUUGUUGCAUUGUGCUGCUGGAAUUAAAAAAACAAAUCAGCUUUGCUUUAUAACAGUGUUCAUGAAAAGAUUACAUUUUUUAUAUGUUUUACUAGCAUACUUUUCUUGUUAUUGCUUAUUAGUAGUAUUUUUUUCUUGUUUGUCGAAUAAUAAUGUUAUGUUAUAUAUAUGUAAUAUAUUUACAGUUUGAAUUUCAUAUUAUUCUAUGUACUGGGGAUAACUUUGAACAAGCCUCUUUGCUUCCUUCCUCCCCUACACAACAUAUCCAUUUACUUGUAUUACAGUCUUGUACCAUGACAUUUUAAUUGUAAUAUCUACAUUAAAACUAAAUUACAACAAA
Dicentrarchus labrax (European seabass) is the source of this 3345-nucleotide messenger RNA. RefSeq lists its product as uncharacterized. The coding region runs from base 149 to 2719 and encodes 856 amino acids. The record is from RefSeq and is a predicted model, not a curated record. The transcript is spliced from 16 exons. NCBI's taxonomy places the organism in Eukaryota, Metazoa, Chordata, Actinopteri, Moronidae.